AUGUCGACGCCCUUGCAGGACGGCACCGACGCCGUCUCACCCUGCCAGAGGCUGCCAGAUGUCGCCUCGUUGAAGCUGCAAGACGCGCGCCAUGUUGACGACCAGCGGCGAGCCGGGGACUCGCCCAAGCCGCCAACGCUUGACCAGCUCCCCACGGAAAUUGUCGAGCACAUUCUUGGUUAUUUCGAACAACCAUUACACAUGAACCUUUACGAGCUGCAAUAUCGGAGACUCCACUCUCCCCUGGCGCGGGAUGCCUGGAACACCCGCCAAAAGGCCGUUCAGAGCCUGCGCCUCGUGUGUCGACGCCUUCACGACCUUGCAUCGCCAUUGCUGUUCCCGUAUGUCUCCCUGAGCCUUGACCAAGAGUCUUUGGACGCGGUGGACAGAAUCUCCCGGCGACCGUACCUUGCAGCGGGUGUCCGCGGUGUCAUGGUGGACCAGACGUGUCGUGAUGGCGCCUUGGUCAACGGCCAACGCCCCUUUACCGAGUUCAACAGAGAGCUCAUCGAGAAGCUACAGAGAUACGCCAUCGACUUCUAUUACGACACGCACGAGUUCGCGGAUGACGAGGGCGGGCACGAGGAGGACAAGGCACGGGCCCGUCUGGAAGUACGCAACUUCCGGGUCAUAUGCAACGCAUGGAACGCGAACUAUCGGAUCCCGGCCCGGGCCGAGUCGGACGACUUGGUCUCCGACGUCGCAGAGGCGCAGAAAUACGUGGACCUCCUUCGGCGAGGACGUGCGGCCUACGCGCGCGCCUUCGAAAAGCAGGUCCGCCUAGUCAGUGACGGCACCUUCCUCCGGGUGCUCGCGGCCGCCUUUGCCCGGAUGCCGCGCCUGGAUACGGUAAACGUGGGAGGACGACGGCUACGCUUGUAUGCCAACUGCCGUGACCAACAUCGGGUGCUCACAGACGAUGACGAGCUGGAGCGGUUCGUGGAGUCGCAGGCUUGGUCCCGGACCGAGACGCCGCCCAAUAAUAUGUUUGUUGAAGUGCUUCUUGCCGCCCACGCCGCCGGCAGACGACUGAGGCAUAUCUACGCCGAAGACGCCAGGCUCGGCACGCACGUGGCCGUGGCAAGACCAGACGAGGGAGCGGACGAAGACAUAGGGGAGAAGCUGCGGGCGGUAAGUCAGGCAUUAGAGUCAGUUCAUCUCUUUGUCGAUGAGCGACUUGACCCUGCCGAGGCCAGUUUCGUCGACGACUAUGCCUCAACCGUCACUUCCGGCAGGGAGCUUCGCACCCUCGUCCUGGAAGGACACGCCAGGUACCACUCGAUGCACCGUGUCGAGCUGACAAGCCACGCGCGAUGCCUGACCACGGCAGACUGGCCGUGCCUGCGGAAGCUGCACGUUUAUUACGCCGCCGUGUCGCAGACGGACCUUGAGGCGCUGUGCGGCGGCUUGCGCGACGGGUCCCUGCAUAACUUGCUCCUGGUGUUUGUCUUCCUCAUCAGCGGCCUGUGGGCAGACGUGCUGGACGCGCUCCGCAGCAAGGUGUCUCGCGGCGAGGGCUGCAGCGCGCGGCUACUGAGGCCCAUGGGGGCCGAGAUGCGCAACCUGGUUGAGCGUCACGUCAUCGAGGACGAGGCUACGCGCAGCGCGUGGGAGGCCCAGGGGUUUGCGAGGCUGGAACCGAUAGUCACGCAGCGGGCGGAGUGGUAUCUUGCCGGCGACCCAAGGGCCCCGGUGAAUCCCUUUCGGGGUGAGCUGGACGAGGAACACUGCAAGUUGAGACAUUGA
This is a messenger RNA of Purpureocillium lilacinum, 1746 nucleotides long. RefSeq lists its product as uncharacterized. The record is from RefSeq and is a predicted model, not a curated record. NCBI's taxonomy places the organism in Eukaryota, Fungi, Ascomycota, Sordariomycetes, Hypocreales, Ophiocordycipitaceae.